AUGUCAGAAUCUAAUGAAAUUGAAAGUGGUUUAGAACAUCAAAAGAGAUUAGUGAGAGGUGCCAAUUUUAUUCGGAUUCAAUUACCAACACGAAUUGCUAGACGGAUACGAGACUUUCAAUCACUUCUAGAUAUCAUGGCAUCUAAUCCUCAUCUUACAGAUGCGUUUGAUAAGAUUAGAUUGUAUCUUCCUAUCACAGAUCAACAAGAUAAUCAACGUUGGUGCGAGUUUCUUGAAGAUUUACUUAAUCAACAUUGGAUUGGGAUCCCUCAGCUUGCUAUUGGGAUUGCAGAAUCUUCAAAUCGUUUACCUUCUCAUCAAAUCAAUCCUUUCAUGACCCAAAUGUUACAAUCACGUAUUUCAAGACGAGUAUUUGUUAAACAUUCAACAACAUUAAUGAAAAGAUCAUUAUCAGAUGAUCAUAUUGUCACUAUCCUUUUAGCCUGCAGUUGUUAUGUUGGAAAUAGAUGUGUUUACUUCGCUACAUCCCAUUUGCUCAAUUCUCACUUGAUGCUUACUUCACCAAUGUUUCACAGGUUGAAUAAGGAUCAAAGAAAAAAUCGCUUUCAAGUCACGAGCACCAUGAUUAAUGAUUCCAGAUUCACACUUCAUCAUCAAAAUUGACCUAUACUCGAUCACCGUAAAUUGAUUGGACCAGAUAUUGACUCCAGAACCUCAUUCAGAAAAUCAAGCAAACCUUAGAUCUGAUGAUAGAACAAAUCAGCAACCAAUUUUUUAGUCUUAAAUCAACUUUGACAUCAUUAACAUUCAAAUCUGAUUUGAAUCUGCUCCUUUAGCUGUCAAAAGCUACGAGUUCAUCU
Melampsora larici-populina 98AG31 is the source of this 821-nucleotide messenger RNA. RefSeq lists its product as uncharacterized. Gene Ontology annotation, molecular function: pyruvate dehydrogenase (acetyl-transferring) kinase activity. The record is from RefSeq and is a predicted model, not a curated record. Gene Ontology annotation, cellular component: mitochondrion. Bases 1 to 624 code for a protein of 207 amino acids. Lineage: Eukaryota; Fungi; Basidiomycota; Pucciniomycetes; Pucciniales; Melampsoraceae. Gene Ontology annotation, biological process: protein phosphorylation; regulation of glucose metabolic process. The transcript has 5 exons.